CAGGUCAGAAGAACAGAGGCUCAGCCUGUGGACUUUCAUAAAGCACGGAUUUUUUUACGUCCGUUUGAACUUAAAUUUCUACUAAGUGAAGAUAUUAAAUGAAGUCGAGUGGUUAUCCUCUGAUCAUAUGCAGUGUAGUCUUAUUUACCCGUAUUGUUGGCCCCGUUCCUCGGGCUGUAUUAUUUAGUCCUGACAGUUAAAGCGCUCAAGGACUUUCCCGAGCGAACCCUCCGUAAAAUUACUGCUUAGCCCAGCAUAACACCGUGACACAGCAAGCUCUUCGCGCAUUACCUGCGACUGAACCCAGGAGAGUACCUGCCACGAGAGGAAAGGGCUGCAAUUGUACUUAAAAAGGAAAGGUUGUUAUGAUGCGCCCGGGGUACUGUGGCAACAGCCGCCUCGGCUCGGACUGAUCAAUGGAAACAGAAAGCGAAAUAUCUUAUCCUGCAUUCUCAGUGUAGAAGGAAAACAACUCGAGCGGCUGAGAGAAAUUCCCACCUCCGGUCGGGCUUACUUUCAUUCGCUCUUUUAUGGAUAAUGCGCGUACAUGAAUGACUUUAGCACGAGGUGGGAGUGAAUAAAGCCUUUAAACGGACUGUCAGAAUUGCAGUCUCUGAAUAACAGACGCCCCGAAAAUCUCGUUUGCUUUGAAGAAAACUUUUCUUUGGACGUUUCUUGAGAGCCGCCUAUGCGUCUCUGUUUAUUCCCACGCGGCAGCGAUUGUAUAGCCAUUUUAUUCUUUUUGCUUACACCGCCUUGCGCCGCGCAGCUCCUCGUGUCAGUCUGACUGGAACUUUUAAACGGCAAGACUUAAGCAGACAAAGGGUUUGGUCGAUGAACUUGUUGCGGUGAGUCCCAUUUAAACCCCGACAGCCUGUUUGUACUGGAGUGUCUGGACUGUUUGUUUAUAGAUCAUGGAGGUUACGCUCGGGUUAGGGGAGGUUUGCGAGUCCCCAGACGCAGUUUUUCACGGACCUUACCAAAGCGUUUUUCAUAACGUUCGCGUCGUGCGAGCGAGCAACGCCGCCGUCGCGCAGAGUUUGGAAAUGUCGAGCUCGAAGAAGUGCGGCUGCCUGCACGAUACGGUGCUGAGGGAAAUGCGUUUAAGCAAGCUGUCUCCCAGCACGGGCUCAUGCUGCCCCGGGAAAGAGUGCGAGAGUGCGACUUCUCUGAUGGAGGCUGAGACAAGCCGUAUCCAUUUUCUCAACAAGAGUUCGACAGGAAGCAAAAGCGACUCGUAUGUGUCAUCUGGCGGCUCGGCCCGCAAGGACGCCACCGAAAGCGGCGGCAGUUGCACGGGGUCGCGUCAGGGCGCUGACACCGGACAGAAAAGCGGCGUCGCUGCUGAAGUUCACACGCGCGAGUUGGGCUCGAGCCGUGACGCAAGUGUGGCGAGUAGUCGCGCGUGCAGCAGCAGCAGCAGCACCAUCUCUGAGACAGCGCGAGAGCUGUGCAAAGCCGUGUCCGUGUCUUUGGGCUUAGCCAUGGAGUCCAGCGAACUGGGCGAGGUGGGACCGUACCACGCUUCGCCACCGCCCCUGACCGCUGAAAGUAGUGGUGAAGAAAUCUAUUUGUAUGGAAUGCCUUUGCUAGACUGUUCAGUGAGCGAACGGGAGGCAGGAGGUAAAGGCAGAAGGUACGCUCUCGCGGCGGGACGAGACAGAGUUGCAGAGCUGCAAGGGAGCGACAAAGUGCUCGGGAUGUUCAAAAGUGGCAACCUGGAGCAGCUAUCAGGUGAGGGGACGACCUUGCCGUGCAGCAACUCAUCUCUUACGCACUUAACAGCGGACGUACAGGAGGUGCACGAGUUCGGCAGCCUGUCCGGGGACAUUGCCAACCUGAGAUCAGAAGGUACAUCGGCGACGGCAGCACCGGAUAUGGACGCAUCACGAGCGGCUUCGUGCCAGUUUGAACAACUGUUGCCCGCGAACAUGGCCCAUUUCGUCCACCCGGAGUCAAUGCACACAGAACUCAAUAACGGGCCGAGUCGGAGCUUUGCAAAGCCCGCGUCUAUGUCCGCUGAGUUUGCGGGUCCCGCGGAGGACAGAUACUCCGAUUACGUGAAUCUGUACAACGUCAAAAUAAAAGCCGAGAUGAUGCCCCGUGAACUGAACGAGACCUGGGCGUACCAGCAUAGGUACCCUGAGAACGGCAACGGGCAAUAUGGGCCUCCCAAGCAGAGGGACCCAUACGCUACUGGCCACGAAGCACCUUUUAUCUGUAACCCCUACGAGUACGGGCGAAGCGGGGCUCUGGUUCCGCGGGAGCGACCUCCGCCCGAACAGUGGUACCCGGGCGGGAUGCUGACCCGUCCCCCUUACCCUAACGUGCCCUGCGUAAAAAACGAAAUGGGCGAAUGGCUGGACGUAACACCCUUCGCAGACGGCAGGUUUGAUGGAGGAAGGAGCGAUAUUUUCCCGAUGGAGUUUUUCCUUCCUCCACAAAGGACCUGCCUCAUCUGCUCUGAUGAAGCAUCUGGAUGUCACUACGGGGCUCUCACUUGCGGAAGCUGCAAAGUUUUCUUUAAAAGAGCUGCCGAGGGGAAGCAAAAGUAUCUCUGCGCUAGCAGGAACGACUGCACCAUAGAUAAACUGAGGAGGAAGAACUGCCCGUCCUGUCGUCUGAGGAAGUGCUUUGAGGCGGGGAUGACACUAGGAGCCCGUAAGCUGAGGAAGAUCGGACAGAUGAAGGGUCCAGAGGAGGCCGGACCCCUCCACGGCCCGGCAGAGAUGCUUCAGUGCCUGUCGCCCAAGCCGAAUCUGACGUUCCAUUCGCAGCUCAUUUUCCUCAACAUUCUGGAGGCCAUCGAGCCCGAGGUGGUGAACGCCGGCCACGAUCACGCUCAGCCUGACUCGGCAGCCGCUCUCCUCACCAGCCUGAACGAGCUGGGAGAGAGGCAACUGGUGAAAGUGGUGAAAUGGGCCAAAGGCCUUCCAGGUUUCCGUAACCUGCACGUGGAUGAUCAGAUGACGGUGAUACAGCAUACCUGGAUGGGAGUGAUGGUCUUCGCUCUGGGUUGGAGGUCCUAUAAGAAUGCCAACGCGCGGAUGCUGUACUUCGCGCCAGACCUGGUCUUCAACGAUCGUAGGAUGCAUAUCUCCAGUAUGUACGAGCACUGUGUUCAGAUGAAGCACCUCUCUCAGGAGUUUGUGCUGCUGCAGGUCACACAGGAAGAGUUCCUCUGUAUGAAGGCCCUCCUUCUUUUCAGCAUCAUUCCAGUAGAGGGGCUGAAGAGUCAGAAGUAUUUUGAUGAGUUGCGUCUGACAUACAUAAAUGAGCUUGAUCGUUUAAUCAACUAUGGCAGGAAGACCAACUGCGCCAUGCGCUUCCAGCAGCUGACGCGACUGAUGGACUCCCUUCAGCCUAUUGUUAGGAAGUUGCACCAGUUCACCUUCGACCUCUUUGUCCAGGCUCGGUCCCUGCCCACGAAGGUCAGCUUUCCCGAAAUGAUUGCAGAAAUCAUCUCGGUCCAGGUGCCAAAGAUCCUCGCUGGCCUGGCUAAACCAAUCCUGUUCCACAAGUGACACGACUACAUGAACCACCGAUCCAUACCGACCCCAUCCAGGCAAUAUGAGCCAGUCAGUUCAGCCUGAUCCAGUUCGAUCCAGCCUAAACCAGUCUGUGACGCUUUUAAUCUGGACUCGAUUCGAGCAAUGAGACUGAACGAUACUGAUUUUUGCUUUUCCAUUUUUUAGCAUUUCUCCCUCCCUUCCCCCCUUCCUUUCUAUCUCAGUUUCUCUCUCACCCUCCUUUUUGAAAAAUGGCCCUGAAAAGUAGCGGGACCAUUACAUCAUUACAGUUGUCUAUCUUCUCCUCAGAAAUCAUUUGAGCUCAUUUUCUCAAACUGACAGCAUGGUGUGAAGCAGGUUUUGUUCUUUCUUUCGACCAGCAGUUAUCCUUCAAGAGUUACAGCGUGUUGCCUAGUGGACAGGUUGGAAAAAAAUAUCACACUGCAGAUUCAUCUGAGCUCGUCUUAAAAAAAAAAGGACAUUACGCAGAUCCCUAUCAGGUACGGGAGCCUGCGACCAGCCUCGACUCUCUAUGCAUCAUGUCUGCCGGGAUAAAAAAGGUUGCAUUUAUUGUCUGUGACUCGAGAGAUCAGGAGCAGACGAAACAGCAUGCGUACAGAAAUACAUCCCGACGUCACGAAAACUGAGACGCAUGAUUUUUUUGUGCCUGUGACUUUUGCUCUUGUUAGUUAGAUCGACACACUACUAUGUUUCACUGUUUUACUAUUACAAACAGUAUAGUAUUUAGUACAGAAGGACAAUAAACCAUCUCCCUGUUUUUAUUACAUUA
This is a messenger RNA of Triplophysa rosa, 4299 nucleotides long. RefSeq names its product androgen receptor (gene ar). The transcript has 8 exons. Gene Ontology annotation, molecular function: sequence-specific DNA binding; zinc ion binding; DNA-binding transcription factor activity. The coding region runs from base 915 to 3524 and encodes 869 amino acids. Gene Ontology annotation, biological process: regulation of DNA-templated transcription; male gonad development. NCBI's taxonomy places the organism in Eukaryota, Metazoa, Chordata, Actinopteri, Cypriniformes, Nemacheilidae. The record is from RefSeq and is a predicted model, not a curated record.